AUGAGUAGGACAAGUUUCGUCUGCGUUGUGACUGGAGGUGGUGCGGGCAUUGGUUUAUUGGCGACGCAGUCUUUGGCAGCGAAUGGAGCCCGAGUGCAUAUCACUAGCCGACGUAUGGAAGUUCUUAAAAAGGCUACAAAGGCACAUUCUCCCGCCCAGAGAGGAGAAAUCAUCCCUACAGUAGGGCCUUGUGACGUAACGAAGGAAGAAGAGCUCGAGGAUCUGGUAGUCCAGAUUAGCAAGAAGGAAAAUGAAAAAACCUCGGAGUUGAAGGAGAGACUAUUUAACGGAGAAACAGUCUCCGAAUGGUCCGACACGUUCAACACUAAUGUGUUUACAACUGUUGCCUUCCUUCCCUUGUUGCAAGCUGGAGAAGAGAGUCACGGCGAUCUCUCGGCCUCCGUGAUUGUCAUUUCCUCCAUGUCUGGAAUUAUGCGCUAUAGCUAUAACGCAGCGAAAGGAUCGACAGUCCAUCUUUCUAAAUUGAUGUCUUAUGAGUUCAAGAAAGCAGGAAUACGAGUGAACAGCAUUGCAAAGAGUUCACUGCCGCAGGAGAAGAUCAAGGGAAAAGGUCAUGUUCCUGCACAACGGUCCGGGUCUGAUAAAGAGAUGACACAGGGCGUGAUAUUUUUGGCAAAGAACAAUUACGUUAAUGGGGGAACCAUUGCGAUCGAGGGAGGAGUGCUUCUUGAACAAGAAGUCCCGGGCAGGUGA
Hyaloscypha bicolor E is the source of this 714-nucleotide messenger RNA. RefSeq names its product NAD(P)-binding protein. The transcript has 8 exons. Bases 1 to 714 code for a protein of 237 amino acids. The record is from RefSeq and is a predicted model, not a curated record. Gene Ontology annotation, molecular function: oxidoreductase activity. NCBI's taxonomy places the organism in Eukaryota, Fungi, Ascomycota, Leotiomycetes, Helotiales, Hyaloscyphaceae.